AUGGCUUCUCCUUUCCCUGAAUCCGACAGGUUCCCCAACCAACCCUUAGACGUUUCCGACUGCAACUUCGACAUAUGCCCAAUAUCCCGCUCAAUCUUCAGGUACAAACCUGACCUCGCCAUGGCAAUAGUUCCACUAGUCCUCUUCGGCCUCCUUGCUGUUGGCCACAUAAUCUAUGGCUGGCGCUACAAAACAUGGACCUACACAAUAUCCAUCCUAAUCGGCAUCUCUCUAGAGCUUGCAGGCUACGUAGGCCGCAUCCUCGCCCACGGCAACCCAUUUCCGCUGGACUACUAUCUCCUACAGAUCAUAGUGCUUACAACUGCACCUGUUCUGUUUUGCGCUGCCAUCUACAUCUGCUUAGGCAGCAUCGUAGCUAUCUGCGGACCGAAAAUGUCCAGGCUGCGACCAGCAUGGUAUACACCUAUAUUCCUGACCUGCGACGCUACCUCUCUAGGCCUCCAGGGUGCAGGCGGAGCUCUCACAUCCAUUGCAGAUGAUGCAGAGGGUCGGCAACAGGGUAUUAAUAUUAUGCUCAGCGGUCUGUCGUUCCAGGUUGCAACGAUUGCUAUCUUCGCGUUUCUCUUCCUCGAGUUCCUGUGGCGCACCCACGCAUCACACAAGGUCAGCACCAGUAUCCAAAAUGCCUCGUUGGCGCAGUCGAAGAAGUGGACUGCAUUUCUGUGGUCGUUGGGCUCAGCGACGAUGUUGAUCCUUAUACGUUCUAUUUACAGGGUCGCCGAGAUGGCUGGUGGCUACGAUGGUGAGCUUAUGAAGGAUGAGAACACAUUUUUGGUAUUUGAAGGGGUACUGAUUGUGGUUGCGGUGCUGUUGUUGUUGGUGUUCCAUCCUGGGGCUGUGUUGGAUGGGUUUGGGGGGACUGUCAAAUCGAAGGGGUCAUAUAAGACGGCAUUUGGCAGCUCGGGUGAAGGAGACUCGGAGAUGAGCCCUAUGCACCCAUGA
This is a messenger RNA of Pseudogymnoascus verrucosus, 963 nucleotides long. RefSeq lists its product as uncharacterized. The transcript has a single exon. Bases 1 to 963 code for a protein of 320 amino acids. NCBI's taxonomy places the organism in Eukaryota, Fungi, Ascomycota, Leotiomycetes, Thelebolales, Thelebolaceae. Gene Ontology annotation, cellular component: plasma membrane; fungal-type vacuole. The record is from RefSeq and is a predicted model, not a curated record.